GGCGCGGGGACCGGCCCGGGCCCACGGACAGAGCGGGCGGGAGAGCUCCCGGUGCCGGCGCUCAUUCCCCGCUCAGCUCAGCUCAGCUCGGCUCGGCUCGCCCAAGGGCACCGCGGCGGAGGCGCGUCCCGGAGCAUCCCCAGCAGGGCCGGUGACCUUGGCGAGCGCGGCCGCGGCCACGGCGAGUUCCCGGCGGCCCGGCACCCUCCAAGCCCCCUGGAGCUGAAGAUGGACGUGAAGAGGGUGAAGGACUACCUGUACUGGCUGUACUACCAGUACCAGCUGGUGACGUGCAGCUACGUGCUGGAGCCCUGGGAGCAGUCCAUGUUCCACACCAUCACGGUCACCGUGCUGGCCAUGGUGGUCUACACCGCCUACGUCUUCGUGCCCAUCCACGUCCGCCUGGCCCUGCAGUUCUUCUCACAGAUCUUCGGCUCCCAGCCUGAGGGGGCAGUGCUGAACUGAGCCGGGCCCAGCAGGGCCCAGCAGCUCUGUGGAAUGGCUCACAAAUGGUUCCUGCUGAGGAAAACCCUGCUUGAUUCACCUCCGGGGAUGGAGAGCGGAGUGAGGCACCGAGCACGGCCCCUCUUCCAUGGACACUCUGGGAAUGGCACAGGAUCCACACAGCUGCCACCUCCAGCACCAAACCCCAUCUCCUGUUCCAUCCUUCUCAGCCAUUCUCUGUCCCAGUGCUGCUUCGGGAUCUGCUGCUUCGAGGGACAGCAAGGCUCUGCUGCCCCAAACUCACUGUGAACACCACACUGGAGGGCUGUGAUGUGCCCAAGCCUCUUUGCUCUGGCAUUUCAGGCAGCACAAGUGUAGAAGAAAAUGGGGCAUUGGGAGGUUUUCCAGCAGGGAAUCUGCUGAAUUCCCUAUGGACUGAUCAGCUUGGAGCAUCCUCAAACCUGAAAAUAACAGAAUCCCUCUGGAAAGCCUUGAACACUUUCUUAUCAUUCUGUUUUCUCUAAAUAGAUGCUUUUAGCCUGCAUUUAAAGAUUGUUUCAAAUGCCAAAAAGCACAUUUAACAAUGAACAGUGGAAGCAAACCCUAUUUCCUGUUUAAUUCUUGCUCAGCCACUCUCUUUCCCAAGUGGAGCCAGGAACAAUGAAUGCAUAAAGGCAUUUCCCAAGAGGAAAAUCUGUCCUAGAUUUGUAAUUUCCAUUAAAUAUUCUUUUAAUCUGUAACAUUUUUCAUUUCUUUGGAAAUGAGCUGCAUCCAACUGCUCUGGCAGAGGCUGUUUUGGUGGCUCCUCACACCCAAAGUUCUACCAACACAGUGCAGGGGCCAGGUUAGAGGAGAUAAAAAAUGAGGAUAUCCAGCAGGAUUGGAGUGCUCAUGCCUGGUUGGUGACUUCCAGGCUUCAAUGGAUGGGAGAGGAACUUGGAAGAGAAAGGAACAGGAGGAUGAACUCAAAUCCAGCUUUUUUUCACGUCUAAGUUUCUGCCUCUGAGUUCAGAUGGUCUAAAAUAUUUUCUUUUUGGAAAAAAGUUCUCCACCUCAUCUUGCAGCUCAGUGAGGAUGACAGGAAGAAGCAACCCUGCUCUGUCUCAGUGCCCUCCUGCCUUCUCUGAUGAAAAUCAAAAUCUUUUCUUGCUGCUCCCAUUCACCAAGGUAGCAAAGUGCAAAUCAGCAGCAGGGGAAGAGGAUCCAGAGUGGAAAUAAUAUUUUAAUGCCUGCAGGGAAGGCUUCGAGAGAUCUCCUUUACAAAGAAGAAAUUAGAUUUAUUACCAUUGCCUGUGGGGAGGUUUUGAAACGAUGGGAGGCUUGUUUGGUUUUCACUGUACACAAAUCAAACGUGGGUGCCAAAUCAUAAAUUACAGCUGCACUCUGCACGUCUCUACCAGCUGAUGCUCCUGUUAGUAGAAGUGAGAAGUGCAAAAUGUAAAUAGCUUUCAAAUGAUGUUUGCACAGUUCUAGAUUAAAGAGAAAACCCUCUUAACUCCUUUCUCAAGCUGCAGUGGGCUCCUGCAUGCUUCAGAGCACAAAUUUGUUUGGAAACGAAGACAUGUGGUGAAGGUUGCCCAGAUCUGAACAUGUGUAUGCAGUUUUUUCAGCCAAAAAAAAUAAAAUUU
Messenger RNA from Melozone crissalis (California towhee), 2072 nucleotides. It is a transcript of the gene SPTSSB, whose product is annotated as serine palmitoyltransferase small subunit B. The record is from RefSeq and is a predicted model, not a curated record. Gene Ontology annotation, biological process: ceramide biosynthetic process; endoplasmic reticulum organization. Gene Ontology annotation, cellular component: serine palmitoyltransferase complex. Bases 229 to 465 code for a protein of 78 amino acids. Gene Ontology annotation, molecular function: serine C-palmitoyltransferase activity. The transcript has 3 exons. NCBI's taxonomy places the organism in Eukaryota, Metazoa, Chordata, Aves, Passeriformes, Passerellidae.